AUGAAGCUCACGUCCGUAUCCCUCUACAGCGCAGUGCUAGGACUUGCUCAUGCCAGCCCUGUCUAUAAGCGCGCUGGCAUCACUGAUGCUGAUAUCCUUAACUAUGCUUUGACUCUUGAGCAUCUCGAGGCCGCAUUCUACGAGGAAGGCCUGAAGAAUUACACUCAAGCCGACUUUGUGAAUGCUGGAAUGAAGGAUCCCUUCUACAGCAACCUGAAAAUGGUCGGCAUGGAUGAGCAGUCUCACGAGCAGUUCCUGACCCAAGCUCUGACAGGUAAAUACUCACUACACUCAUACACAUGCCUAGUGAAGCAGGAUAGCAUCGUAACUGAUUUUCUGUACAGCGGCUGGAGCCAAACCUGUGGCGAGAUGCGAGUAUUCAUUCCCUGCCACGGAUGUGAACAGCUUCCUUGCUCUCGCAAGCGUUUUAGAAGCGCCUACCUCGGUGCCGCCGCGUCUAUCAUGAAUGAUACCUACCUUACCGCGGCUGGAAGCAUUCUAACCGUUGAGGCACGCCACAGUGCGUAUCUGCGUGCUGUGCUUGGAGAGGCUCCUGCGGCGCAAGCGUUUGAUAAUCCUCUUGACUUGAAUGAAGUUUAUACGGUCGCAUCGCCCUUCAUUGUCUCCUGUCCGUCUAGCAACCAACCUCUUCCUGUCAAGGCUUUUCCUUCUCUCACCAUGAUCUCAUCCGCCCCGACAAUGAACGGUGCAACAGUGCAGUUUAUGACUGGCUCCAGCUUCGACACAUCAAAUACCACUGGUAUAUAUGCGGCUUUCAUCACCGUUACCGGCCCCGUCUGGACCCCUGUUACUUCCAACGGUGAUGGGAAGUUCACUGUCACCAUUCCCAUGGGAAUCGCGGGUCAGAGCUACGUAGUCCUUACCAAAGGCAACAGCCAGGCUACAGAUGACAACAUUGUUGCUGGGCCCGCUAUCGUCGAGUGCUACAUCUAUGUCCGGAAUGAGAAUGCCAACAAUGUCCUCGGCUUCGGGCUCGGGCUCCAUGACUUCUCCUUCUAUAACCAUGACCGGGUCCGCUACUGCAUCUCCCACCUUCAACGGAGCACCUGGAGUGGAUUCAAACAGCCUUAUUAG
Penicillium macrosclerotiorum is the source of this 1095-nucleotide messenger RNA. RefSeq names its product ferritin-like domain-containing protein. The coding region runs from base 1 to 1095 and encodes 364 amino acids. The transcript is spliced from 4 exons. Lineage: Eukaryota; Fungi; Ascomycota; Eurotiomycetes; Eurotiales; Aspergillaceae. The record is from RefSeq and is a predicted model, not a curated record.